AUGAGGGAGUUUAAAAUUUUACCAGUAUUUUUGUUAAUCAGUUUAAUUGCUAUACACGAAAGUACUUCGAAAUACAUUGAAGAUGAUGGGACUUUGGUACAACUGGAGGAAGGAAAGAUUCGUGGACAUAUCCUUAAAAGUGAGAAGGGCAACGACUAUUAUGCUUUUCAAGAAAUCCCAUAUGCUGCACCACCUGUAGGAGAACACAGAUUUCAAUUAGCCAAACCACCUAAACCUUGGACUAAUGUUCUCAAUACCACUAGAAAUACCAAGAUUUGUUAUCAAGCUCCAUCACCAUACAGCAACCUUGAACCAAGUGAAGAUUGUUUAUAUAUUAAUGUUUACACGCCACAAAAACCUGGCAGCAAUAACCUCCUUCCUGUUUUGUUAUGGAUCCACGGAGGAGGAUUUAUUAUGGCAGCUGGUACAUUUGAGUACUUUGGACCAAAAUAUGUAAUGGAUGCUGGCAUUGUCGUAGUAACCUUUAACUACAGAAUGGGAGCUUUUGGCUUUCUUGGGACUUACGAUGAAGUUAUUCCUUUAAAUAACGGACUAAAGGACCAAAGGUUGGCUAUGGAAUGGGUGAAUAAGAAUAUUCAUUUGUUUGGUGGAAAUGCCGAUCAUGUGACUAUAGUUGGUGAGAGUGCAGGAUCAUUGUCUAUUGGAUAUCAUCUUUUAGGACCAUGGGAAAACGAUAAACAAUUGUUUCAUGCUGCAAUAAUGCAAAGUGGAAGUACAGUGAGUGGUUUGCUUACACAGGAUGAUGAAACCAACACAGCCUUAUCGCUUGGUAGAGCUUUAGAUCCUCAAUUUACAUCUAACGACACGAAGGAGCUGUUGAAUGUGCUUCAGAACGCAGAAGCCAGCGAUAUUCAAAAGGUACGGGAAUUUUUGGAGGAGUGUCUACAGAACCAGAAGGACCAUUUUCCCAUGGCGGUUUUGAAGGAUUUCUUUCAGGAAAUUAUAAAAACGUGCCUGUACUAAUUGGAUUCAAUUCAGAAGAAGAAGCAGGUGCUGUUUUAUCAAAAAGCGAAGAUAUAUUAAAAUUAUUGGAUGAAGAUCCAACCCUACUCAUUGAUGACAGAAUAAAUAUGUCUCCUGAAGAUAGAGCAAUUGUUGGUAAUUUAAGAAAACAACUAUACACAUACAAUACUAGUUUUGUGGAAGAUUUUGGCGGGUAUAUAAGGCAUUUAAGUGACAAGAUAUUCAUUAAUGGAAUAUGUAAACAAGUUGAAUUAGCAUCUGCAAAUGUCCCAUAUUACUUCUAUCGAUUUGCCUACAAAGGAGAAUUAGGAGGAUUAAUGUCAUUGCUACCAUAUUUACCACCAGAUGUAGAUACAGUUUUGCAUGGUGAAGAUGUUACUUACUUAUGGAUGAUGGAUGGACUCAAUAACGAUCUUAGUAAAUUUCCAGAAUUAGAUCAGCUCGUUUUUCAUAAGUAUGUCAAACUGUGGACUAAUUUUGUCAAAUUUUACAAUCCAACUCCGAAAGUCGAUCCAUUUUUGGAGAACGUCAUCUGGCAACCAUCUGAGCCAAACUCAUUAAGAUUUUUAAAUAUUAAUGGAACUUUAAGUAUGCAAGAACAUCCAAGACAGUACAAGGCCGUUAACGAGAUUAUGGAAAAGUAUAUGCAACCACCUUUUGUAGUAUUUGGUUAA
Molecule: messenger RNA, 1658 nt
Organism: Diabrotica balteata
Lineage: Eukaryota; Metazoa; Arthropoda; Insecta; Coleoptera; Chrysomelidae
Source: the annotation of a GenBank genome assembly